Molecule: messenger RNA, 2568 nt
Organism: Pelagomonas calceolata
Lineage: Eukaryota; Pelagophyceae; Pelagomonadales; Pelagomonadaceae
Source: the annotation of a GenBank genome assembly
GUCCACUACCCGGUUUUGAGGACUGCUAGCUCGUCGUCGCGCGCACCAUUUGUGCUCGUACUGCGCGAGACAACGCACUGAUACGUCAAGAAGACGUCGAAGCGACCGCGCAAUAAAUAGCGCUCCAGGCGCGACGCUCAGUGUCCUGCAAGCAUGUCGCCUCGGUGAGCAGUUUAACACGCGCGCCGCGCCAGCGGUGCAGUUCGACGGCGCUUACAGCGCGGCGCGGUGCGCCACGGCGCUGCGCGAAUCGUGGCGCGCAUCCGUCGGACAGGCGUCGCACACGCGCGCGCGCGCCGGGGCGGCGGCGCCCUACGCCGCGGCGCCGUCGCGCAAACCGCCGCGCCGGCGACGCCACGUCACGCGCCCCUCGCCGCAGGCCACAUCCGACGCCGCCGCCGCGCCCGCCACCACCAUGUCCGAAGUCUUUGCCGCGCGGAGCCGGCGUCCGCACAAAAAACGCCGCACCACGACACCACACAACGCAGGCCUGGGACGACGCCCUCUACGCGAAGCGCAAGCCCGAAAUUAUAAGCGAGGUCGACGGCAAGUUUUGUUGUCUAGUAGAGUGGGUCGAGCAGCCGCUACCCCCUACUGAAAAAGCUAUAAGGGAUACGAUCCGCAAGGCCGGUCCCACGCUCCCGAAGGCCAUUAUCGAUGCGGUCCCCAAGGAAGAUCCUUCCGAAACGGGCAAAUUAGAUAUUCUGGCCUUUGCCGACGAAUCGGGAUUAACGACCUCGGUCCUCGACUCGCUCCAACAGCACAGACAUGUCGGCGCCAAAAAAGUCGUCAACGUCUACGGUAAUGACGACUUGUUGGAUGCGGAGAAGGUCGAAGAGUUACUAGCUGAUUCAUGGGACGUGGUCGUGUUCGGGGCUGGCGCGGACUCGCCGGAAAGUAAUGAUCCGGACGAUGUGGUCAAGUGGUCCGACCGACUCAUUAAAGUAUUCCUCACACUAGUACAAAUCAUCCAACGCAAACCAAGCUAUGCGAAGAAGUUAUUUGUGUUGACGACCGACACGCAUUCGAACGAAAGUAAGACCUGGAAUGAAGCUGGAGUUGGCUUAGUAGCAGCCUCCCACUUAUUCGGCAUGUGCAAUACUUGCAGAUUAGAGUUACCGUCCACACCGAUUCAUUACGUGGACUGCGAAUAUAAAGUGGACGAUGACUUAGUGGAGCAGAUCGGGUAUGAGGUUUCUAGGAAAGCCGGUUUCGGCGAGAAUUCCGUGCGGUUGAAUUGGAGAGGAAGGUUCGUCGCGAGGAUGGUGUUAGCUGAACCUCGAUACACCUCUUCCAAAAUCUUCCAGCCGCCUUCUACCGGUGUCGUGGGCAUCGGAGGCGGGAACGGUGCUUUAGGUUUAGUGAUGGGCAAGUACCUCCUAGAAAGGUUGGGCGAUCAACGAAAGACGGCUUCGUUGGAGAUCAAGUUCCUGUCGCGGUCCUGCAAGAUCCAGCCGGCGCAACAACAGCUGUGGGACGACGUGCAACGCUUAGCUGCAGAAGGUUCGAUCAAGGUCACCCAGGAGAAGUGCGACGUGUCUAGUCGCGAGGCCGUCGAGGCGUUCGUGUCGGAACAUGCGGAUCGUCUAGUUGGUUUCGUGCACUCGGCGGGAAUACUGAGAGACGCGUUAUUGAUGAAUCAAGAUGCCGAAAAGUACGACGCCGUCUUCAAGCCCAAGGCCCUUGCCUGUGUGUGGAAAUCAACCAGUGAGUUAGGUUGCAUCGAACCGACGCGGGCACGGCGACAACGUCGCGUCGAUGGCGUGGGGCGCCCGAAAUUUGAUUUCCACACAGGCCUGGGCGGCUUUAUAUUUGAAUCACGCCCUCGAGAAGUUUAACUGCGACAAGCUCGAGUUCCUGUGGCUCUUUUCUAGUGUCGCUACUUAUGGCAAUCCUGGCCAGUCUCCGUAUAGUGCCGCCAAUAGUUUGCUGGACUCGCUGUCGCGCUACCGCAACGCCAAGGGCCUGCCCUGCACGGCGAUGCAGUGGGCCGGUUUGUUUCGCGGCGUCCUUUUGUACUUCCGGCGACGCUACGACCCCCACGCCAUCGCCGCGCCGUUGCGACGCCGUCGCCGCGGCCGCGAGAGAGACCCGCCCAAACGCCAUCGACGCGACGAUCAACACAGGCUGGGGCGAGGUCGGCAUGGCCGCCGGCUUGGAAGGUCUCGCGCGGAAGCGCAUGGAGGAGUCGCCCAUGCCCUUCUUCACGAACGCCCAGGGCCUCGCGGGCAUGGACGUCGGCCUGUCGACGGGCGUGUCGCCCUUCUGCGUCAUGCGUUAUAAUGCCUCGGCCUUCUUCGACCAGAGCAACCAAGAAGCGAAGAACGCGUCGGCCCACUACAUGCGCAAGUUCUGGGGCCAGUCCAUCCCGCCCAAGGAGCUCACGGAGCUCGACGUCUACGACGCCGUCAAGUCGAACUUCUACGAGCCCCACGAGCUGACCUUCGCGCACUUCAUCAGUGGUGAAGAGCUUGCCGCCGAUGAGCCCUGAAGUCGUUUUGGUGCCGGCCCUUUGUCCCCAUCCCCCUCCCAGUUUUGUGGGCCGCGCCUGUUAACAGUUUUGCUGUA